Molecule: messenger RNA, 966 nt
Organism: Cooperia oncophora
Lineage: Eukaryota; Metazoa; Nematoda; Chromadorea; Rhabditida; Trichostrongylidae
Source: the annotation of a GenBank genome assembly
AUGCAAGGGUUCCAGAAGGAGCUACCGCGUUCUUUAAUCACGAAGUACUCGGAGGCUCGAUUGGUCACGUUUGCCGACGUUAGUAUGGAAGCCAUGGCAUCAUGUAACUACCUAUGCUCCGGAACAUCGGUUGACUUACUCAUGGCUAAAGGGAAGCUUCCGUCACUAAAAACUCUUCCUUCCGUCACUUCCGAAAAUGACUAUUCCCAAAAUGGAACUAAGCGCAUUGACUUUUGCUAUGCGCCUUACAAAUUCGUCAAUCCUCAUCCUGACGGAUUCGGAAAUAGUAUUGAGUUGGAUUGCAAAAGAUUCGCAAGCGGAUAUGAGCCCUUUCGUGAUCACAGCAACCCAGCAGUUUGCGCCACGAGAGAACUCGACAAAACGCAAUUAAGGGAUCACUUCUGGUGGAAUGGGCCCAGAUUCCUGUCCAAUAAUGCGAACACAUGGAAAUACGCGUAUACUCCGAUUCUGAUGAGCACAUCCCAUGACGAGGUUGAAAAAUGGGACGAUGUUAAAGACACGGCCACAGAAAAUCGCGUAUUAACAUGCAUAAAAGAAAAGUUUGAAGAUAUUUUUCAGAGCAUUCGCUUUUCGAGUUUCUCCAGUGUUAAAUGCGUGGUCGCUUAUAUUCUGCGGUUUAUUACCACCCUUAUUGACCGCAACAUCUCCGCGUACGCUCUCACUGAUUUUUCAACAGAUGAAAGACUCUAUGGGAGACUCAUUAAGAGUAAAAGGGACAGAAAUGCUUUUGGCGGCUGCGAUGCUAGUCAAACAGCACCAGCUUUCCCACGCUCCUCAGAAAUUCUCAAGUCGCUUCAUCACCUCAAUCUUUACGAGGAGUACGGAAUAGUGAGAUGUCGCGGAAGACUGGGGGAAAAGCGAUCUAGAAGAGGAAGCCAAGUUUUCCAUGCUCAUUCUCCAAAAGACGUGGCUUUCUCAGAUGAUCAUAACAGACUGCCACAGUAG